CGAGUAUAAGCUGGCUGUGGGGAGCACAGACCACAUCCCCUGCCUCCAACUCUCAGUCUCACACACACACAUACACACUCACACUCACACACAGACAGGUGUGUGUGACCAGCAGCACCGAUAAAUUCUGGAGCAUUUGGAUCGAUUUAUUUUUUUUUUUGUUUUGAAUAUAUUUUUUAUACAUAAACACCGCCAUUAUGUUGUGGACGGCGAGUCAAGUCUUACGGAGAUUCUCCACCUCGUCCCAUUAUUACCAGAAUAAGCUGAAACUAGCUAUAAUUGGCCAGAGCCUGUUUGGCCAGGAGGUGUACAGCAACCUGAGGAAGCAGGGUCACAGAGUGGUGGGUGUGUUCACUGUCCCUGACAAGGACGGCAAGGCUGACCCCCUUGCGGUGGCGGCAGAGAAAGACGGGACGCCCGUGUUCAAGUUCCCGCGGUGGCGGGUCAAGGGGAAUCCCAUCCCAGAGGUGGUGGAUGCCUACAAGGCGGUGGGUGCUGAGCUCAACGUCAUGCCCUUUUGCUCCCAGUUUAUCCCCAUGAACAUCAUCGACCACCCCAAGCACGGCUCCAUCAUCUACCACCCCUCCAUCCUCCCCCUGCACAGAGGAGCCUCAGCCAUCAACUGGACCCUGAUCCAUGGCGAUAAGAAAGCUGGCUUCACAGUGUUCUGGGCUGAUGACGGACUGGACACCGGACCGAUCCUGCUGCAGAGGGAGUGUGCUGUGGAGCCCAACGACACUGUGGACACACUUUACAACCGUUUCCUCUUCCCAGAGGGCAUCAAAGCCAUGGUGGAGUCAGUGCAGCUCAUCGCUGAUGGAAAGGCCCCUCGGGUUCCACAGACAGAGGAAGGAGCCAGCUAUGAAGGCAUUCAGAAGAAGUCCAAUGCCAAGGUCAACCUGGCCCAACCAGCUGAGGCCAUCCACAACUGGAUCCGUGGCCAUGACAAAGUUCCUGGUGCCUGGACUGUCAUUGAUGGUCAGUCUGUGACCCUGUACGGAUCAUCCAUGUUAGCGGGGCAGGUACCAGCUGGUCAGCCCCUGGAGAUCGAUGGGGCAUCCCAGCCUGGCCUGGUCACCAAGAAUGGGCUCGUCCUGUAUGGAGCUGAUGGGAAAGCACUCCUGGUGAAGAACCUGCAGUUUGAAGAUGGGAAGAUGAUCCCUGCCUCUAAGUACUUCUCCUCUGGAGAAAGCACCAGCUUGGACCUGACUGAUGAUGAGAAGAAGAUGGCGGAGGAGAUCAGGAGCAUCUGGAAGGGCAUCCUCAGCAACGUCCCAGCCAUUGAGGACACCACAGACUUCUUCAAGUCCGGAGCUGCCUCCAUGGAUGUGGUGAGGCUGGUGGAGGAGGUGAAACAGAAAUGUGCCGGUGUGCAGCUACAGAAUGAGGACGUGUACAUGGCCACCACCUUCCAGGAUUUCAUCCAGAUGUUCGUCCGCAAGCUGAGAGGAGAGGACCAGGAGGAGGAGCUGGUCGUCGACUAUGCGACCAAAGAAGUGAACAACAUGACAGUGAAAAUGCCAUACCAGUGCUUUAUCAACGGCAAGUUUGAGGAUGCAGAAAAUGGCAAGAGCUACGAUACCAUCAAUCCUACUGAUGGAUCUGUGAUCUGUAAAGUGUCCUACGCCUCAGUGGGGGACGUGGACCGGGCGGUGGCAGCUGCUAAGGAAGCUUAUGAGAUUGGCCCCUGGGGCAGAAUGAACCCUAGAGACAGAGGAAGUCUGCUUUAUAGGCUUGCAGACCUGAUGGAGGAACACCAAGAGGAGUUGGCCACCAUUGAGUCCAUCGAUUCAGGGGCGGUGUACACGUUGGCCCUCAAGACCCACGUAGGCAUGUCCAUCCAGACAUUCCGCUACUUCGCUGGAUGGUGUGACAAGAUCCAGGGCAAGACGAUCCCCAUCAACCAGGCCAGGCCCAACCGCAAUCUGACCUUCACUAAGAAGGAGCCUCUGGGUGUGUGUGCCAUUGUCAUCCCCUGGAACUACCCUCUCAUGAUGUUGGCGUGGAAGAGUGCCGCCUGCCUCGCGGCUGGAAAUACACUUGUGCUUAAACCUGCGCAGGUCACUCCGCUGACAGCGCUGAAGUUUGCUGAGCUGUCGGUGAAAGCUGGCAUUCCAAAAGGAGUCAUCAACAUUUUGCCAGGCUCAGGUGGCAUGGUGGGACAGCGUCUCUCUGACCACCCAGACAUCCGCAAGCUGGGCUUCACCGGCUCCACACCUAUUGGCAAACAGAUCAUGAAGAGCUGUGCGCUCAGUAACCUGAAGAAGGUUUCUCUGGAGCUGGGAGGGAAGUCGCCUCUCAUCAUAUUCAGUGACUGUGACAUGGACAAGGCUGUUCGCAUGGGUAUGAGCUCGGUGUAUUUCAACAAAGGUGAGAACUGCAUUGCUGCUGGACGUCUGUUUGUGGAGGAGUCGAUACAUGAUGAGUACAUCAGCCGAGUGGUGGAGGAGAUCAAGAAGAUGAAGAUCGGAGACCCUCUGGAUCGCUCCACAGACCACGGCCCUCAGAACCACAAAGCCCACCUGGACAAGCUGCUGGAGUACUGCGAGGUCGGAGUGAAGGAGGGGGCCACGCUGGUGUACGGAGGCAGACAGGUGGACAGGCCAGGUUUCUUCAUGGAGCCCACUGUGUUCACUGAUGUGGAGGAUCACAUGUUCAUCGCCAAAGAGGAGUCCUUUGGCCCAGUUAUGGUGGUGUCCAAAUUCAAAGAUGGCGAUGUGGACGGCGUGCUGCAGAGAGCCAACGACACCGAGUACGGCCUGGCUUCCGGUGUGUUCACCCGCGACAUCAACAAGGCCAUGUAUGUGAGCGAGCGACUGGAGGCCGGAACGGUAUUUGUCAACACCUACAACAAGACCGACGUGGCUUCGCCUUUUGGAGGCUUCAAGCAGUCUGGGUUCGGCAAAGACCUCGGGGAGGACGCUCUCAUGGAAUACCUCAAGACCAAAGCAGUGACUGUGGAGUACUGAGGCCCAGAAGGCUCCCAACAAACUCUGACUCUCAACUCUGAACUCUGAACAGAAAGGGACUCAUCUGUCUGCUUCACUUGGAAACCCAGCUUCAUUCAGCAUUGCUUCUGGACAGUGUGUGUUUGUGCGUGAGUGUGUACUGUACGUGUGAUAGGAUGGUGUGGUCGUACCUCGGCCACAGUUUGGACAUCGUGCCUGUCUUUUCCUGGCUGGCUGCGUGAAAUUCACAUCAUGGCCAAGGGGGGAAUGUGGUUUUUACCCGCCUGGAUAUAUAUAUAUAUACAUAAAACCCUGAGAUUGACACUGCUUCACCUGAUAGAAGCCUGAGCUGGUUCUGACCUUAUGUUCAAGGUUUCAGUUCCAUAAAGGUGUGUUUUAUGUUAAAACACGCUCACAAAUUUCCUACCUUAAGUCCAUUUUCCCAUCGUUAUCGAUCAUGUCAAACAAUGAUUUACAAAAUUUGAAAAAAUCUGAUAAAGUCAUUCCUCUCUCAGUCUCCAAUGAUGCUGCCUUCACCAUUCCUUUAAUCUCUCUUUGUUUAAAAAGAGAGGGCUGUUGUAUAUCGUAGUAGAAAACAGACAUGGUUCUUGGAAUUGAUCAUCUAUGAUGGGAAAACAGGGUGAAGGAUACAGCUGAAUCCAUAAUCCACAUAAAAGCUGUUAUCAAAAUAGUCUUAGCUCAUGGUGCAGAGGUAGCUUUUUUUCCACAGCUUUCAACUCCAUCAUUGGUUCACUGUUAGAUGUGAUCAAAAGUUUGUGAAAGAGUCAGUAGGCUGACCUUGAGUAACUUAACCCUUCAAGCGCCAUAUUCGCAAAACUGCAACAAGCAUCGAAACUGAAAGUAACAGACCAUAGCUCCAGAUAGAGUGCCAAAUCUUAUAACCACUUUCCACCGCUAGAUUGCGGACAUGUGCUGCUUCAAUCCUAACACCAUCUCAGGGCACGUGCCUAUACAAAGUGUACGAGGAAAUCGAGUUUGAAAGAUGCCCUCAUCAUGCGCUCAUAGUCAGUGAUACAGAGAAAUUACAGAGAAAGCACGCAAAAUGUCUAGACAUCUGCUCAGUGAUGAGUAUUAGAUGAGUAAAUUUACUCCCAUCAUAAGCUUUGGGUCAUAUUCAGUAUUUUUCUCAUUUACAGUAUGCCUUUAUCUCUAACCGCUUCCAAGCUACAGGCUUUAGAAUUCUUGAUGUCAAAAUUGAAUAUUUUCUAAAAAUAACUGCGGCGCCUAAAGAGUUAACACCAGGUUGUGUUUUAAUGCCUUCUCUGGUUGAAAGUUUCAGGUCUUUGCUCCUGCACCUGUAACCACACAAAACAGUGACGUCACAGUGGAGAAGACGUCGUCAUCACUGAAGCAAGAGUAGCAGUAAAAACAGGUUGGCAAAAAAAAGGCGCCUUUAAAAUGAUUUUGUCAAACUAAUAUCAAAACAAGUGAAUUUUCACAGUCAUUAAACUGGUGGCAGUGACAAAAGGGAUUGUUGACAUUGUGUUAUUAUGACUUAUUGAUACAGUUUUUAUGAGGACUGACUAACAGCCAAACGAAAGUCGGCACACAACCACACUUUUAGACUGAUUAGCAUUACCAUAGGAUAAAAGAAAUAGUUAACUGUGAUGGACUGACUGUCUCAGGUGCAUUUCAAAUUAAUGCUAUACAUGGUUCAUCUUUAUUUCUAGUCCGAACUUUGGCUCAGACCAGGGAUUUUUGAGAUCUUAAAAGAUGAGAUAUGAAAGUCUUAUUUUUCAUGCCAUUCAAAAAAAGGCAUGUACAGACAAAUGCAUCUGUACCAAUGUAAAACACAGUAUUAUCUGUCACUAUAUCAAGCUAUGUUGAGCCAUUUGGUUUUUCAUCUCUGUCACACACUCUCUCUCUCUCUCUCUCUCUCUCUCUCUCUGGUUGUUUACAUCAUGUCCUUGCAGCUGUCUGUUCCCACAUCCUCACUUGAGACUUUCACUCUCCUCCAUUUGACUUCAAUUUGACUUUUUUUGUAAAUAUUUUUAACAAAAGAGGGAAAAAAAGGACUAUCUGAUAUAUUUUUGACAUUGUAUUUGUCAGACAGAGGAAGACUAUAUGUUAAAACACUAUAUUAUAAACCAGCUAGAUUUUUUUAUGCAUCACUUAUGUGAAGACGUUGUGAAAUUAGUUUUCUAUUUGUCCCACAUUGUCAGUGAACGCAGCAAGGGCUAGAAGAGCAACUGGUUUCUUUCUCGCACUUUGUGAAAAAAGUGAGAGCUGUCCCCUCAAUAAACAGUAUGUCUUCAGCUAGCAAUGCAACACAAUGGUGAAUAAAGUUCAUUUUGAAAUUCA
Messenger RNA from Lates calcarifer (barramundi perch), 5270 nucleotides. It is a transcript of the gene aldh1l2, whose product is annotated as aldehyde dehydrogenase 1 family, member L2. Gene Ontology annotation, biological process: 10-formyltetrahydrofolate catabolic process; one-carbon metabolic process; biosynthetic process. Gene Ontology annotation, molecular function: aldehyde dehydrogenase (NAD+) activity; formyltetrahydrofolate dehydrogenase activity. Gene Ontology annotation, cellular component: cytoplasm. The record is from RefSeq and is a predicted model, not a curated record. NCBI's taxonomy places the organism in Eukaryota, Metazoa, Chordata, Actinopteri, Centropomidae.